Messenger RNA from Pelmatolapia mariae (spotted tilapia), 465 nucleotides. RefSeq names its product interferon a3-like. Lineage: Eukaryota; Metazoa; Chordata; Actinopteri; Cichliformes; Cichlidae. The record is from RefSeq and is a predicted model, not a curated record. The transcript is spliced from 4 exons. Gene Ontology annotation, molecular function: cytokine receptor binding. Gene Ontology annotation, biological process: response to exogenous dsRNA; defense response. The coding region runs from base 1 to 465 and encodes 154 amino acids. Gene Ontology annotation, cellular component: extracellular region.
AUGAUCAGCAGGAUUUUCAUCGCUUGCCUGUUUCUCGGCAUGUACAGUACGGGCUCUUUGCUAAGUUGCAAAUGGAUUGUAAAACAUCAUUUCAGUUUAUACAACACAAAAGCUUUAGGUCUACUUGAUAUGAUGACUACUAACACAGCUAAGGAUGCUGAAAUUGAGCACAACGUGACGUUCCCUAAUCAACUGUAUCACCAGAAGUUCAACGCAACAGAUGAGGAUAAACUGGCUUUCAUAGUUCAGAUUCUGAAGGAGCUGUUUGACCUUUUUGAGAAGGAUCGCAGCUCUGCACCAUGGGAGGAGAACACAGUGGAGAACUUUCUCAAUAUAGUCAACAAAAUGGCUGAAGAGCUUCAGUGCUGUCCAUCCAUCUUCUUCCGCUUAUCCGGCGCCGAGUCGCUGGGCAGCAGUCUAAGCAGAGAAGGCCAGACCUCCCUCUACCCGGCCAACUCUCCCUGA